AUGCGCGAUGUCUCGUCCGCAGGUCAGCAUCGACCGUCUGACGCCGCGCCGCGCGACGGCCGAACCGCGCGAGGCGAUGAAUUGCAAGUCUUGUCGCAAGCGAAAGGUUCAGUGCCCGAGUUCAUUAUGCUCACGACCGCCUGCUCAAAUUUCUCCAGAUCAAAUGCAAUCGUUUACGCCCGAGUUGCGAGGCCUGCAAGGUCUUUCAGUGUCCUUGUGUAUAUGGUGAGUGUCUAUGCAAUCCCCAAAAAACGCGGCCCUAAAACCGAUGUCCUCGAGGCGCUGCUCAAGCGAGUUGACGGGCUCGAGAGGAGGCUCCAGGACGAGAAGAAUCCCAUCUCGCCCACCUCCCCAGACAAGACCCCCGACGAUCUCCCGCUGCAGCAAAUUCCCCGCCGCAACACCAUCGAAUCAUCCUCAUUCCAGCCAUAUUCUCCUGUCGACGCGCGCCCGACACUCACAUCGCCCGGGUCGCAGAAUCCAGAGCCUUUUCCCCGGCCGACCGGGCAUGGACCCUCCCCCGGCCUGCCACCGUCAGCCCCACCACAAAAUGGACCCUUGUCCGAGAUUCUACUAGAUGCGUACUUUGCGCGACUCCACGGCAAGCCCUUCUACGUUCUGGACGAGGCGAGCACUCGACAGCGCUACCAGUUGAGUCAAUUGCCGCCACAUCUAUGCAUGGCGAUAUCGGCGAUGACUCUGAGAUACACCCAUGUCGGCCAGCCCGAACAAUCCCUGAUAUUGGGACUCGAGGCUGCUUUACAGGCGCGCCGUAUGGUUGAUGUGGAUAAUCCCACUGUGGAGGGCCUGCAGACCUUAGUGCUACUGUCCCAAGCUUUUUUCGCCUAUGGUCUGAGCAAGAAAGCGUACAUGGUUUUCUCAAACUGUGUGGCCAUGGUGGUAGCUCUGGACCUGCUCCGCGAGGUGCCAUCAAAAGUCAAUCUAUCCACCACGGAACGUGAGAUGCGACGCAGGCUCUUUUGGACGGUCUACCUCCUGGAUCGCUUCAUCACCUGCGGAUCUCGUCGGCCCUGUCUCAUCUCAGAUCAUGCCAUUGUCCUGCGUCUUCCGUCCUGGUCACCCCAUGCGGCCGGUCUCAACCUGGACGGCGAGCUCUUUCAUGUGGGACCGAACAUCCAAUACUCCGCCGACUCGCGGCGUAAAACCCCCAGCGCAGCCUCCUUACUCAUUGACAUAACCCGGAUCCUGGGGGUCACCAACCGGUAUUUGGCCGCCGGUGGUGUCAAGGGGGACUCACACUUCCCGUGGCAUGCGCUGUCCAACCUCUCCAAAAUCCGACAGGAGCUGGAUAUCUGGGCCGCAGGGACCCAAGAUGUUUUCGCAUCCAUUGAAGCACUAUUCGGACAUCCCGAAAGCACCAUUCUGCUGCUCAGUAAAUUGAUCUACCACUUAGUCCACUGCUUGAUCUACCGCCCCUUCUUGCCCAUCGACUUGGUGGAGCUGAGGGGUACCGGUCAGCAUCAAUCUUGGCAAAUUGAAGCCACCAACCUCUGCUUUUCCCAUUCGAAUGCCAUCGCUGAGCUGGUCGAGCUAGGACGGAACUCUCCUCUGGUUGAGUGGCCAGCCUUUGUCGGCUACUGUGUGUGUACAGCCGGCACGGUUCAUGUUCACGGCGUGCAUUAUAAGGGCCGUGAGGGCGAGGUCUUUUCCUCAAGUGCCGAGUUCUUAACUCGCGAAAUGCACCAGCUGGCCUGGUUGCGGAAUGCGUGGGCAGGCGUACAGCAUCAGCGAGAGCUUCUCCAAACCAUUUACACCUGUCACGCCGAGCUUGUACGCAAUCUCGCUACCAGCCCCAUGCGCUUUUCGCCCGUUUUCCACCUCGAGGACUUCUUGGAUAGGUAUCCCGGGCUCGCAGUGGAUGGGGCUCAUGUUCGACUAGUGGAUACGGGAGAUGAACUGGUUGCAAGUCCGUCGAGCUUAAUGGAUCGACAAGACCUUUUCUACCAACGCCCAAUGGCACCCCCCUCGUUUCAGACCCCAGGCUUCUAUUCCAACGCCCGACCCACACCUCCCCUUCCCUCGUCACAGACCCCGGGAUCCGAACGACGGAACUCGCACUCCCAAUCGAUCUCCAGCAAAACACAACAAACCCCAGGGCCGCUCUCUCCCGCCCUCCACUUCCAUCAACCAUCCAACAACCACUCUCAACCCUCUCCGUCUCUCUCCUCCAUCUUUCCAGUCCACGGUACAACCGAUAUUACCACCGGGCAAGCUGGAAACGCGCCCACAGACAACAACCAUCUCGGCCUCCCCAGCGCUUUCUCACCCUCCGCCUUCGGCUUAUCACCGCCUAACUUUCUCUCGGACCCAUCCCUUAACAUCGCCCCAACUCCCCCUCCAAACCCCCAAUACGCAAUCUUUCCCUUCGACGCAUCCCAUGCCAACCUCAACGGGGCAAGUCAGUCAGGCCCUGGAGGCACCGCGCUCACGCCGGGCGCUCAAUCCCAGACUAGUGGCUCGCACACGGCGGGCAGCGAAACAGGCAAUCUUGAAAAGGACCCAUUCCUGAGCCUGCUGGAGCAGCUCGCUGAGAACGAGAACUCGCAGGGCGGGCCCAGCGAGCUGGACUUCUUCUUGACUGGUGCCGUUGACCAAGAGGCGGAUAUUGGACCCUCCACUGAUGCGAAGGGAGACGGGAGGCCCUCGGAACUGUAA
Molecule: messenger RNA, 2676 nt
Organism: Penicillium macrosclerotiorum
Lineage: Eukaryota; Fungi; Ascomycota; Eurotiomycetes; Eurotiales; Aspergillaceae
Product: transcription factor domain-containing protein
Exons: 5
Coding region: 1-2676 (891 amino acids)
Biological process (GO): DNA-templated transcription
Cellular component (GO): nucleus
Molecular function (GO): DNA binding; zinc ion binding
Source: RefSeq, a predicted model, not a curated record